AUGGCUUUGCGCAAUUCAUAUGCCGACUUCGACAAUGUUUCGAAUAUCUCAUCUGUCACAAGUUUACAUGAAAGUUCUACAGCGUCCAGUGUAAUUGUAACGUCAAGUACGCCGAUCGAUGCUAAUACAACAGAAAAAAUUUGUGAAUUUUUGGAAUUAGAAUUUACUGAUGAGAAAGAUGAGAUCAUUUCGAAUGUUUUAAACAAUGGACGUCAAGCAUUAGUCAAAUAUGAAGGCAUUCUCGUUCCUGAAGUUUAUUCUGCUGAAAUAAUCAUCGAUACUGUUGAUAAUUCAGCUAUUGCAUCUGAAUCACCUAAAGAAACUGCUUUGUUGGAAUUUCUCAAGCAGCAUAUUUUUCAACGAUGGAAGGCAGCUUGUAUAAAUCAGCCGCAAAUCUGGGAAUUUAUUACCAAGACAAAAGAUGAAAAUAAUGAUCAUUUUGAAGCUGUCCUACGACAUACAGCUGAAUAUGGUAGAAAAUAUACGAAAUCAUCUUCAAUUCUAUCCGUCGUCCUACAACUGUUGUUUUCAAGUAUUGAUGAUGAAUGUUUGAAAAAUGAAAAUGUUUUCAGUGAUUUAUUGACUGCUGUUACAAACGAAGGAUUGCAAGGUUGUAAAAAAUUUGAUCAAUACAUUUGUCAAGACGAUUUAAAUGAACAACUGGAUAAUUCUAAUUCACCUUUAUAUUUGGCUUUACGUAUAUAUUAUUAUGAAAAAGUACCAGAAUUAUUGAAACAACAUAAAAUUCCUGACGCAAAAAAUCUAUUAUAUAGUCUAGUAGCAGAUAGUGUUACUAAAAUGGGUUGGUUAGAUGGUAUUGUGAGUGUAAAAAGCAAGAUACCACCAGUGAAAUACGAACCAUUUCAGAAAACAAUUAAAAAUAUGAUAAGUUCUUCGGUAACAUCUUCAAAACUGCCUGAACCGUCACUUUCGAUACCAGUAACGGCAACUAUCGAGAAAAAACCACCAGCGGACACAAAAUAUACAGAACCAUCAACUCUAAAAAAUCAGUCUGAUGCAAAUUCACCCAAUACAACUGUUCCAUCGCAAAAUCAAGGGAUUGCUACAAAUACUUCAUCUGUGCCAGAAACAUCUAAGGCAUCAAAUUCAACAAUAUUGUCUAUGACAACAGAUGCAGAUAUUGAAGUUACACUCGCUAAGAAAUGUAUCAACACAGAACUUUUACAAUUGCAGCAUCUAAUGCAAGCCGGUGAGUUGCAAUAUAUUAAUAAAACUAUAAGAAACAUUUGCGAAGGGAUGGUCGAUCGCUUUUACAAUGAACAUAUCACAUUUUCUCAAUUUAUUGGUGAAUCUCUAUAUCCAACAAUGUUUCUAUUAAAACGUCAACAAAAUCUCGAUGAUUUUAUGAAAACAUUAACAUUUGUUUAUCAAAAGAGAAAACGUGAACAAUCAAAAUCAACAUUAACCUCGAAAGAAAACGCAAUGAAUUUAAAUUUACGUGCAUUUCUACAUAUUUUACUUUUAAAUAGCGAUAUUUUCUUACGUCGUACACUUAUGUCAUUAAUUAGUAAACGUAAUCCAGUUCCACUUAUUGAACCAAAUAUCGAUAAUUUUAGCGGUGAAAAUACCAAGUAUGAAGUUGUGUCAUCAAUUAUUCAUGUCUGGAAUACGACACGACCCACAUUGUUAUCAUUUGGUGUUGGUCCAUGUCGUGGAAAAUCUUCGUUGAUAAAUAUCUUAUUUCAAUCAACAUUUGAACGACAUAUUGAUAGUGUUUAUUUUCAAUAUGGAAUUGAUAUUGAUUUUGGAUAUGCAUUUAUACCUGAACGAUCCUUUAAUCUGGCCGAUAGUCAUGGACAAAUACCACAACAAAUAUUAACACAAAUCUGUUCGUUGUUUGAAGGAUUUUUGAUUCAUGUUAGUCAAAGUUUUUUGGAGCAAAACAUGAAAUUUGUCUCUGAUGUUCUACGAGCAUUGCCACGGGACAAGUGUCAAGUAUUACUCGUACGUGAUAUUGAAUCCGGUUUUGAUAAACAGCAAUGUCAACUGUCAUUAACAAAACAAUUAGCUGAAGAUUCGUUGUCACCAAACAUUCCACGAAUGUUUUCAUUGUCUAACAUGACUGAUACAAAUAACGAUGAUAUACAAUACACUUUACAAGAUCUACGUGAACAAUUAUUGGUAAUAAUCAAACUGGAUGUUCCAAUGAAAAUUAAUAAAGACCAACUUUUUAAGAAUUUAUACGAAAUACUUACGCCUAAUUAUGUUAAAUAUUUGCAGAAAACAAAUGAAAUAAUCCAGCCAUUGAAAAAAUGUUUGUUGUCAAAUACGAACGACAAAAACAAUGAUAAUUUUCCGUUGUAUUUGAAAUUUUCCGUUUUAUGUGCACUACGUCAAGAACUUAAAAAGAUUGAUUUUUAUGGUUCCGAUAAUGAUCGUUCAUUUAACAUUAAUACCGACAUAUUCCAAAUAGAAAGUGAAUUAAAUCCACAUAACCCAAAUGCGAUUGAGUGUGGUUCGGUAUAUAGUUAUUUUAUUGAACUAUUGAAUACAGAAAAUCGAAUGAUGACAUUAAAUAUGCUAGCAAGUGAAUUAAAACAAGAAUUAUUGAAUCAAGGUGCAGAUAAACUGGCUGGAAAUUUAUCGGUCGCUAAUUCAUUUCUUUCUUUGGAAGUACUCUGGAGAAACUGUAUUCUUUGCUAUGAUCAUACGUCGCCUAAAAAUCAACGUUUAAUUAUGGAUAGUUAUAUUGAGUUUAUGCAAAAUGGUUUUCCAUUUGAAAUUAUCGAUGGUGAUAACUUUCACUGUCAACAUUCAUUUUUAACUGAAAUUAUGGAACAUUUUCAAAAACAACGUAUAUUGGUUAUAAGUGUUAUUGGUCCACAGAAUAGUGGGAAAAGUACAUUAUUAAAUUAUAUGUUUGGAACAUUGUUUGAUGUACGUGAUGGACGAUGUACCCGAGGAAUCUAUGGGUCACUUGUUAAAUCUAAUAUUGAAGGAAUUGAUUAUUUACUUCUUAUUGAUACUGAAGGUUUAUUAUCAGUUGAAAAAUCUGACAAAGAAUAUGAUCGUCGACUAGUCUUAUUUUGUUUGGGUGUUUCACAUUUAGUCAUUGUUAAUAUGUUAGGUGAUAUUAAUGAAGUUCUUAAAGAUAUGUUAACAUUAUGUGCUGAUUCAUUGAAACAAUUGCGUGUUAAUACAAUUCAACAACCAGUUGUUCAUUUUAUUUUAAAUCAAAAAGCUGAUCCAAAUAUCAAAAAUCAUAUUGAGGCGAUUAAUAGAAUUAUUUCUGAUUUGAAAGAUAAAGAAUUAGGUGAAGUAAUUAAUAUUAGUGCUGAAACAUUUCAUACAUUACCUUCGGCAUUCAAAAAAGAACGAAUAGCAAAUGAUACAAGUGGACCUUGUUUAGUUCGUACUGAACCAGAUUUUAUAGAACAAACACAAAAAUUAGUUUCUCGAAUUAUAACAUCAGCCAAAUCUUGUUAUGAUAAUGCCGGAGAUAUGAAUUUCAAUUUAGUAAAAUGGCUUUCUACAUCGAUUACAAUAUUUGAUACAUUACAAAAGUUUCCUGAUUUAACUUAUUUUAAAGAUAUUAAUGAGAGACGUCAAGAUGAUAAAAUACGUUUACGAAUUGGUGAAAUGAUCCCUGAAACAUUAUCAGCGGGCCAACGAAUGAAAAUGAUCGAUGAGAAUUGUGAUAAAAAGGAACAAGAUAUACGCGAUACGUUUCAAGUACAAUUUCAAGUCUAUCAAGAUGACUUAACUGAAAAAUUGGAAAAUAUAUUUAAAUUAGAAAAUGCAUCAGAACGUAUUCGUAAUCGUAGUCAACAAUUUCUUCUACGACAAGUAACUGAAAUUCGAAAUGCAUGGUGUACAUCAACAAUUGAAGUAAAUGAUCGAAAACAAAUGGAAGCACUUGUUCGCCAUGGAAAAGCUGAUUUAAAUGUUUUAAUUGAUAAUAUUAUUAAAAGUGGACGUAUGAUGACAAAAACUGAUGCCAUAGCUGAAUUUAAUACAAUGUGGGAGAACAAAUUGAAGCAUAUUAAAAAUAAUUUUAAUUCGACUGAACGAUUAAAACAAGCAAUCAAAUUUGUCUACGGCAAUUAUAAUAUAUUUGAAAAGAAAAUGUUACCGGCACAUGAUAAUAUAGUAAGCUCAAUACAACUAAUCGAUGAUCUUACCGCUUUCCCUAAAGUAGAGGCAAUAUCAUGUCAACUAGAAACUAAUUUUCUUGACAGAAUAAACUCCGAACAACAGAAUCUAUUGCAAAAAUUACCACAGAAACAAUCUACUGUUACGAAACUGGCUAUUGAAAACUUCGCAUAUAUCAACAAACAGAUAUUACUCAACUUAAUUGAUUCUAUUCAAAUUUCUCAUGAAGAUCGAAGUCCAUCACAGAACGAGCCUAAUACGUCCACCAUUGCUAAUGAAAAAAGUGGUUUUUUUCAUCGAGCAGGACGGAUAAUUCCUAGUGGUGUUAAAAAUAUGUUCGCAAGUUCAAAUGAGAAAGCAGUGGUUUCAUUACGACUACAACUUACACCACCUCCUUCACCUUUAGAAAAUGAUCUCAAAUUCCAAGUACAAAAAGCAAUGAUCGCUGAAAUGAAAACACCGGCAAAUAAAUCAAAUAUGUUAUAUUUACCCAGCAUUUUUGGAAAUAUUCUUAACAGAAUUCGAGAUACUGUCAUUGGAGAUGAAGGUAAACAUCGACAAGAACAUGAUGGAAAUGCUUGCCAUCCAAUUGAAAUUGAUAUUAUUCAAACGAUUGUAGGUCUCAUUAAUGCUGCUAUUGAUGAAAUUAAUCGUGAACUACUUGCUUUUGAUUUAUCAUUAUCAAGAACUUUGAUUAUGAUUAUACAUACUCUGGUGUUAUUCUAUUUAACAACGUUAUAUUACAAUGAACAGAAGCAGCAUUUUCAACAACAGCUCGCCACAUUAGAUAAAGCAUGGCCAUCAUUAUUGAAUUACUUUAUUAGUAUGGUCGUAUCUGAUGUUUCAUGUGAUAAAGAUGCUGGAGAAAUCUUUGCUAAUCAAGUUCUUGAUGCUGUACAACGUAUGUUGACAACAAAAAUACAAGAAAUCAUUACAACAAAAAUACAAACACAAAAGGAUCUAAGUCGAAAAGAAUUACAAUUAAUUUGUGACGGGAAAUUAAGCACAGCCAAUGACGAAUGGAUGUUGAAAUAUAUUGAGCAGCCUACUGACAUUAUUUUUGAAGAAUUUCAAUUAAGAUGGGAUAAUGUUCAAAAUGAUAUUGAGGCACAAAUAGGAAUGGAGAAGAAUAAGUUUAAAUCUCAUAUGAUUAAAUACUUUUCCAUCAUUCAGUCAAUGGAAACGGCUUUGACGGGCGAAGGAAGUGCUGCGAAAUUUGUUGAUGAUCUAUUUCAAGCAACAAGUGGAAGUGCAGAUCAAAACUUAAAAAAUAAAGGACAAUGUAUGGUGUUAGUAUUAUAUUCUUAUUUAAAAAAUGUAUUAAUACAAUCGACUACAUCGUUUACAGUAUAUGAUCAGACAUAUGAAUUAACUGACAAAGGUGUUCGUUAUUUCCAGAAACUAUCAAAACCUGAUAAAGAACUUAUCAAUUUAUUUGAUUUGAUGAGUAAAUCCGAUGAUGCAACCAAAACACCAUCGAGUGAUACUUCUUCCAUUCGAUUAACAUCAAUUAAAAACUUUCAAAAUUUUCUGAAAAGUAUAUUGGAUAUUAAAACGAAAAUUGAUCAGAAAUACGAGGAUAUUUCAACGGCCUUUGGUUUAUAUGAUAAAGAUCAAACUUAUAUAAGACUUCAGGGUAAAGCAAGAGGCUGUACUGUCAAAUGUCCAUGUUGUCAACGUCCUUGCGAUGCUGAUCAUAGUUUAGUCAAAUCAAAUCCUGGUGAUGAGGAUAAUAAACACAGCUGCACGACAGGUCAUCAACUUCGAGCAUUUGCUGGUAUUAAAUUUGAAGUUACCAAUGAAGCGAGUCUAUACCAAUGUAAUGAAAUUAAUAACAAUGAUUUUAUUGUUGUCAAAGGUGAUCGAAAAAAAUGGGCUGAAAUGAAACUAGAUUAUCAAACAUGGGAUUUUGACGUGACAAAUUCAACGGAAGAGUUAGGUAAACUUAAAUCAAAAUUUUUAUAUGUUUGGGGAAAAACUGGUCAAACAUUUUGUGACAAGUAUAACAUGACCUAUGUUACAAACAAUACACCAGGACCUGCACCGGAAGAUAUGCAUUAUAUUUUAUUAUUAGAUAAUUCUGGUUCUAUGAAGGGUACUCCAUGGGAUAAUUUGUUGGCUGCUUGUCAAGUUUUAAUAAAAGCUCGUGUCGAUGGUGGGACAAUUGAUCAUCUUACUGUUAUAACAUUCAACGAAAAAGCAGACUUGUUUUGUAGUGAUCAACCAAUGAAAAGUGUAAAUAUUUCGAAAGUUGCCUGUACAAAAAAAGGGACAGAUUUUGAACCGGCAUUUAAACUAGUUUAUAAUGUUCUAGAAAGUUCGAAAGAAAAAAAUUCAAGUUUAAAACAUGUUAUCGUGUUUAUGAGCGAUGGUGAAGCAGAGUAUCCGCAAGCACAAUUAAAUCUGUUAAAACCAAUGCUAGAUGAUCAAAUAAAAGAAUUUUGGACUGUCGCUCUUGGUACAAGUCGUAUGGAAAUAUUAGAACAAAUCAACUCGAAGAUGAAAGGAACAUUUAAACAAUUAAAAGACUCAAGUGAAUUAUCAAGCGCAUUUGCCGAAAUUGCAAUUGGAUAA
Molecule: messenger RNA, 6687 nt
Organism: Adineta steineri
Lineage: Eukaryota; Metazoa; Rotifera; Eurotatoria; Adinetida; Adinetidae
Source: the annotation of a GenBank genome assembly